Messenger RNA from Phycodurus eques (leafy seadragon), 3507 nucleotides. It is a transcript of the gene creb3l1, whose product is annotated as cAMP responsive element binding protein 3-like 1. Gene Ontology annotation, molecular function: cAMP response element binding; DNA-binding transcription factor activity, RNA polymerase II-specific. The transcript is spliced from 12 exons. The coding region runs from base 262 to 1830 and encodes 522 amino acids. Lineage: Eukaryota; Metazoa; Chordata; Actinopteri; Syngnathiformes; Syngnathidae. Gene Ontology annotation, biological process: regulation of transcription by RNA polymerase II. The record is from RefSeq and is a predicted model, not a curated record.
AAGACGACCGAACUCGGCUCUCUCGCAGCUGGAUGGAGGCCGACGGCCGAGCCCGCACACAUGUGAAUUGUCGCCAUCGUCGAGCGUCUCAAUCGCAGUCCAGUGACUGACUCGCUGGUAUCGCGGCUGCACACAUGACAGACGUUAGGGGAAAAAGAUUCAUGAAUUAGUUUUUUUUAUUUUUUUAUUAUUAUUUUCUUUUCGUCUUCUUUUUUUUUUUUUUUUUUUUAAUCAGCACGUGCGCAGCCAUACACUAAAACGAUGGAGUCUAUUUUAGACACAUUGACGGCCGAUAAACUCUACCCACCCGGAGGCACCAACCUGUUGGACCUGGAGGAACUCAACGACGGAGAUUUCCUCACCAAUGUGCCUUUCUCAGGUGACCAGAUGGACGACUUCAGCAGUGAAUUAUUCAGCAGUUUCUUUGAAGACCACCUGUUAGAGCGCCCCCUGCUGUCAGACAGACAUUCUUUCCUCCACAUGGAUCUAGACAGCAGCCCAGACAUCCAAGUAGAACACAGCUACUCUUUGAGUGAAGACUCCGCCCCCCAGAGCCCUGCCCUGUCAGUCAAGAUGGACCAAGACUCUGAAUUUGAGUGGAGCUUCAAUCAGGAUCUGUCGACCAUCUUAGUGAAACAGGAAGAGCCAGAUGUGGCUCAAAGGUCAGAUCCACAGCCCAUGGAAGGCCCUUCGUUUAUCCUAAGCCCUGCCCCUGCACGUAGAGGGUCGCUAUGGAGACACACAGUGCGCCCUCCGGAUGAUGUUAAGCCUGUGGCUAUUAAAGAUGAACCCAGAGAGAUGGGACAGUACCUCUGCCUGCCCACUGGUACAAACAACAUCCACAAUUUGACCCUCAGUUUCUCAGCCCAUAAUCUUCAAAGCAGUUCCUCACCCCACUUUUCCCCAGAUGAUGGCCUGCAGCUUCCACCAACUCCACCCAGCAGCAACCACGGUGACAGUGACGGCUCCCUGCCACCCUCCUCCCCGCAGCUCGCUCUGCCCCCGUCUUCCCCGCAGCCACAACAGAGGCCAGCGGGCCGUGGCUCUGCUUCCUCCUCCUCAUCCGCGGCCAUCUCGUCUUCGCCUCUACUAACUGCACCACAUAAACUCCAGGGUUCUGGACCCCUGUUGCUGACAGAGGAAGAGAAGCGGACGCUCGUUGCUGAAGGAUACCCUGUACCCAACAAACUUCCUCUCACCAAGAGUGAAGAGAAGGCUCUGAAAAGAGUUAGGAGAAAGAUUAAAAAUAAGAUCUCAGCUCAGGAGAGUCGGAGGAAGAAGAAAGAGUAUGUGGAAUGUCUGGAGAAAAAGGUGGAGAACUACACAUCAGAAAACGGUGAACUGUGGAGAAAAGUAGAAAACCUGGAGACAGCUAACAGAACACUUCUCCAGCAGCUCCAGAAACUCCAGUCGCAUAUUUCAGGGAAAGUUUUCCCUCGCACUUGUAAAAUGGCCUCAACUCAAACAGGGACAUGCCUCAUGAUGAUGGCCUUGUGUUUUGUCCUGGUGUUGGGCUCCUUCUCUCCUUGCCUCUCCCCCCUCUCCUUUGUCACUCAUGCCUCCUCUUCCUCCUUACAUACUCCUUCCCCUCCCUCUUCCCAGUCAGAGGACCUUUACACCACCAAUCAGGUCCGCUCCCGCAGCCUACUCUUCUUCGACGAAGGGUCUCCACUGGAGGAAACCCCUGCAACAUUACUAGUGGAGAGGCUGCGGUCUCGAAACCAUAUCCAGACUAGCCGCCACACAGCUGAUGUCCACAGGAACCACACAAGCGGGCCCAAGUUGGACCACAGAGAAACUAAACCAAACAACGGUUCAGAAGACUUCUGACAGCUUGGACCGCCCUCCUGACUCCAGCUCCAAACUUAACGGCGGCCCCCAAGGCACAUAUUAUAUAUAUAUAUAUAUAUAUAUACACACACACACACACACACACACAUCAAUAUGAAGAUCUCACGUUGUUAAUGACAUCAUAGAUUUCACUUAUUCUAUUUAAGCACACAUUGACCUCCACAGUGGGUUUCUACUUCACCCUGUGCACUCCACUGGCAUAUUUAAAGUUUUGCCACUAACAUGUUUCAAAGGGAACAUGCCUGUGUCCUCCUACACAGGAAGCCAUUCAAGUGCCCUCCACUCGUAUCUGAUGCACUUGGCCACAUACAAAAGACUCCAAAGGAAGUGCCAACUGAAGAAUGUCUUUAUCACACAGUUUGACACCUCACCAGAUGAAUUAAUUUGUGGCUGUGAAAGCUUUGGAAGGUCGAACUCUAUAUUCAUUUUUCACCUAAAAAAUUUUCCUAUUCAAGAGUUCUGACAGGAGAGCGAGAAAUAUAACUUUGAAGUCUUUUUAUGGCGUUUAAAACUGUGUGUGUGUAUAGUUGCAGCAUCAAAAAUUAGCAUAUUUAAAUUAUGCAACAAAAAAUAUUAGGCGUAUGGCUUUAAAGUCUAGUUUAUACAGCAUUUCCUUGUUUUUCUAAAUAAUGUGAUAAAAAGUACAAAAAUAACAAUAAUGUUGCUUCAUAAUAUAUCCCGAACAUCAAAAAAGAGCAUAUUUAUUUUAUGCAACAAAAAAAGCAAAGACGUUGGGACUGUGUAAAGAUUUUAAGAUUUAGAUGGUGGCGUUUAGUUCAUGUGCUGUUCUUUGGGCAUCCAACUGGAAGUUUGUCUUUUUACUGGAAUUCUGUUUUGUUUUACUGCCAUCACACAAAAAUCACUACUUUUUCCCCUUCUAAUGAAAGCAACAGUGAAAUCAGGGCAAAAAUAUCAAACUUUGAUUUAUUCUAAUUUACCACAAACUGGAUUUAAAAUAUAAAAGUAAAAUAUGCUUGUGUGUACGUAUUUAUUGCUGUUUGUAGAAAGUGUGUAUAUUAUCGCAUUAAAUUUCCAGAUGUGAAACACCACUAGCAUCUUCCAAAAGAUCUUCAUGUAAAACAUUCGCGGUUUGUAGAAAGUGUGUAUAUUAUCGCAUUAAAUUUCCAGAUGUGAAACACCACUAGCAUCUUCAAAAAUAACUUCAUGUAAAACAUUCUUUUCUUCACCACUGUUCUGUUCUUGUGAGAAAUUUGGUACAGUACAUAGAUUCUAAUGCCCUAGAGUGACCACAGAGGUGAUCUGUCUAGCUCCAUCUCACCAUUGCUGUGGUUUGAUCUACCCCGCAAAAUGGCAUUUUGUCAUGGUUGUCUCAGCAAUGUCAAUGCAUUGGUGUACAUAAAUGAUGUGCAGUUGUAAAUAGAGGCCUAGUUUGUGGACUGCAACAACAUACUUGCCUGUGGAAACACGUUGCAAAGGCCUUUAAUAGGGGAAGAAGAGGGAUGGAUGGAGGGUUUGGUCACUUUUUCCUAAACUUGGACAACAAUGAAACUAAAUUGUUUGGGAAAGCUGCGUGAGGAAAAAAAUCAAGUAAUGUCCACAGGGGAUUGUUGUUGUUGUUGUACAGUGUCUUGCAUGUUCCUACAUAUAUGCCUAUGUUAUAGUAGUGUAGAAACCAGCAAAAUAUUAAAAAUCUGC